AUGGAUCCGACUAAUAUGAGCAAGAAGACCUACAAAAAGGCGGUCGCCAAGCAGCGGCGCAUCAAGAAGCUUAGAAAGAUGAAACUUCGCGACAGGGAUGGCGAUAUUCCUGCCACCGACGUGCCCGAAAUCUCCUAUCACAGCGCUUCCGAGGAAUCGCAAAAAGACUGGCUCGACAAUCUCGGCGAGGUCAAUCCGCCAACUCGCGUGCCGUCUGAUCCCAACACAAGUCUACAAGCCCAAGUCACACAAACUACUCAACGCGACAUUUUGCCACCGAAGCCAUGCCCCUCGCGAACCAUCAUCGACAGCGUCGUUCAAUUCGGCAAAACGCAUCCCAAGACCAUCGGACUCAGUCUCAGUGCCAUCGUUAUCGCUGUUAUCAUUAAUCGAAGUCUUUAG
Caenorhabditis bovis is the source of this 402-nucleotide messenger RNA. The record is from the annotation of a GenBank genome assembly. NCBI's taxonomy places the organism in Eukaryota, Metazoa, Nematoda, Chromadorea, Rhabditida, Rhabditidae.